This is a messenger RNA of Pectinophora gossypiella (pink bollworm), 771 nucleotides long. RefSeq lists its product as uncharacterized. Bases 1 to 771 code for a protein of 256 amino acids. Lineage: Eukaryota; Metazoa; Arthropoda; Insecta; Lepidoptera; Gelechiidae. The transcript has a single exon. The record is from RefSeq and is a predicted model, not a curated record.
AUGGAGUGCCGCGGUACGAUCGCCCUGUUGUGCUUGAGUGUCUACCUCGCCACGGCCUCGGCCGACACCUUCGGAGCUGGUCUCAAGCUUUUAGGAAGGAUGUACGACAAUUGCGAAAGGUCACAAGAGAUCGUCAAGUGCUUCAAGGUUCAGGCGGCCAAACUCGCCGACCGGGCCGCCAGGAUGGAGAGUCUCCCGAUCGUCGAAGGCAUCUCCUUGGUCCGGAGAGAAGACAACGGACGGGCCUUUCCCUCGUCCUUGCCAGAAGGCGACUUGAACUCGCUGCCGGCUGAUCAAGUCGACAAGCUGCUCAACGUCGCCACUUCGAAGCUGAUGCAGACGCAUCGCGUCGUCAUCUCUCCGACGAGUGUCGGCGCUGACGUCGGUAGAUCUCUUAAUGAAGCCAGGAGUAAAUUGAAGAAAAUGAUCGGCCCCAUCAUCGCCGGCGUGCUCCUCAAAGGCGGUUUCCUAGCGAUGGCUUUCCAGGCUAUUGCCCUGAUCGCUGGAAAAGCGCUGUUGAUCGGUAAGAUUGCUCUACUGUUGUCCGCUAUCAUCGGCUUGAAGAAACUCGUGUCUGGUGGCGAAGCUCAUGAGAAGACCACGUAUGAGAUUGUGAAGCAUCCUCAGGUGUCUCAGAGCCACACUUACUCCUCGUCGCACUAUGGAGGUGACUUCGACGCAACCGGCCCCGGUGGCCACUACAGGAGAAGCGUGGAAGACGAGGCCGCAGCACAGGACAGGGCGUACAGAGCAUACGCCCAGAAGCAGUAG